This is a messenger RNA of Volvox carteri f. nagariensis, 1221 nucleotides long. RefSeq lists its product as uncharacterized. Gene Ontology annotation, cellular component: nucleus. The transcript has 5 exons. The record is from RefSeq and is a predicted model, not a curated record. Gene Ontology annotation, biological process: protein polyubiquitination. Lineage: Eukaryota; Viridiplantae; Chlorophyta; Chlorophyceae; Chlamydomonadales; Volvocaceae. Gene Ontology annotation, molecular function: ubiquitin conjugating enzyme activity. The coding region runs from base 108 to 554 and encodes 148 amino acids.
UUAUACAGGAGCCGUCCUUUGGGAAACGAGUAGCCUAGAACAUUGCAUUACCUCCUCAAGGCGCUCCUAAGCCUUUCCCUUAGUUAGAAGUCCAUUAGCUUUUGGAAAUGGCUUCAAAGCGCAUUCAGAAGGAGCUGCAGGACCUUCAGAAGGAUCCGCCCACAUCUUGCAGCGCUGGCCCUGCUGGUGAUGACCUCUUCCAUUGGCAGGCAACGAUUAUGGGCCCUAGCGACAGCCCGUAUGCGGGAGGUGUCUUCUUUGUAAACAUCAUGUUCCCGCCGGACUACCCGUUCAAGCCGCCCAAGGUCACUUUUCAGACGAAGGUGUACCACCCCAAUGUGAACAGUCAGGGAAGCAUCUGCUUGGACAUCCUCAAAGACCAGUGGAGCCCAGCGCUGACCAUCUCGAAGGUUCUCCUGUCCAUUUGCUCCUUGCUCACAGACCCUAACCCAGAUGACCCGCUGGUCCCUGAGAUUGCCCACAUCUACAAGACUGACCGACGUCGGUACGAGGAGACCGCAAGGGAGUGGACCCGGAAGUACGCUAUGGGCUAAGUUCCGGUCUGUACAUCAAACAAGGCGCGUUGGGCAGCUGCAUAGCGCAGAGCAUACGAGCUGGUCGCCAUGUAAGGCACCUUGGUGCAGCAGCUUGCAGGAACGGAGGACGCGUAUAGCUCGUGCUUGUUAUUUGAGUGCCUAGCAUGCUCACGGACAUGCGUUACGUUUUGAGGGCUGUUUACCGGGCUGCUGUGUUGGCUAUUGCCAGGCAACGAUGUAUUGUUUUUCGUGCCUAGCGUGGUGUGACAUGGUGAAAGAAUGGGACGGGAUUUACACAUGGAUUGUGAAAUAGGGGCAUGGGGUAAGUAGAGUCUGGUUGGGAACACGGGUGGUGAGGGGAUUUUUCUGACAAGAGAUGCAAUGCAGCCGUCAUACGGCACAGGCUUGAGGCACAAGGCAGGGAUGUGUAUUCCGCGACUGUGUAUUCCAUACAUGAAUAUUCGUGCAACCGCCACACAUCUACAUUUAAGAGAGGAUUGUAGGCCGUGUGCCAUCUUAACUUUAGACAUGCGGACAUCGCAUCGAGCUGCAAGCAGAGUAUGGCAAGAGAUGGUUUGAAAAGUAGGUAUAUUGUGUUACUAGUCGUGAUUGUAAUUGGGAAUCGUCUCCAGGUUCCGCGUGUACGGGGAUGUGGUGCCGUUGUAAGUUGCAUAGUCACGCUUUG